Molecule: messenger RNA, 3918 nt
Organism: Lineus longissimus
Lineage: Eukaryota; Metazoa; Nemertea; Pilidiophora; Heteronemertea; Lineidae
Product: vacuolar protein sorting-associated protein 26B-like
Exons: 10
Coding region: 87-1085 (332 amino acids)
Biological process (GO): retrograde transport, endosome to Golgi; intracellular protein transport
Cellular component (GO): endosome; retromer complex
Source: RefSeq, a predicted model, not a curated record
UCGCCAUAUUGCGAGGCGGAAAGAGGAAGCGAUCGAAAAUGGGAACAAUUGUUGAAUAGGCAUAUGUUUCAAUAAAAGCCCCCAAAAUGAUGAGUAUCUUUGGAUUCGGCCAGAGCGCCGAUAUCGAUAUUGUUCUUGACGGGCAGGAGGCAAGGAAGACUGCCGAGGUGAAGACAGAAGAUGGUAAAAAAGAACGUUACUACCUCUACUUUGAUGGCGAGAGUGUCUCGGGCAAGGUGAACAUCACUUUGAAGAAAGCUGGCACAAAGUUAGAGCAUCAAGGAAUCAAAAUAGAAUUCAUAGGACAAAUCGAGCUCUAUUAUGACCGGGGUAACCACCAUGAAUUCACCUCGCUGGUCAAGGAGCUGGCAAGACCCGGAGAGAUGACACAAAAUGCAAGCUAUGAAUUCGACUUCGCCCAAGUUGAAAAGCCUUAUGAAUCAUAUACAGGAGCCAAUGUUAGACUACGGUAUUUCCUCCGAGUAACGGUAGUAAAACGGCUAAGCGAUGUGGUGAAGGAACAGGAUAUAGCGGUCCACACGUUAUCCACGUACCCUGACAUGAAUAAUAGUAUAAAAAUGGAAGUGGGAAUUGAAGAUUGUUUACAUAUAGAGUUUGAAUACAACAAAUCAAAGUACCAUUUGAAAGAUGCGAUAGUUGGCAAAAUAUACUUUUUGCUGGUGAGAAUUAAAAUCAAGUAUAUGGAGCUGGCGAUAGUGAAGCGCGAGACCACCGGCUCAGGUCCAAAUACAUUCAACGAAAAUGAAACCAUAGCAAAGUAUGAAAUAAUGGAUGGUGCCCCAGUCAGAGGUGAAUCAAUUCCAAUCCGUUUGUUCUUGAGUGGUUAUGAACUCUCGCCGACCAUGCGUGACAUUAACAAGAAGUUUUCCGUGCGAUAUUACUUGAACCUGGUACUAGUGGAUGAGGAAGAACGGAGGUACUUCAAACAGCAGGAGAUCACAAUAUUCCGCCGGGCAGACAAACAAAGAAAAAAUCUACAACAGCAAUUAAAACGCGCCCCAGAUACGCCGCAUUCCAGCAUGAUGCCUGCUACUGCCAGUCCAACAAGUCCCACUAGUCAAUAACGUUCGAACUUAUCCAUAACCCUGUGGAACGAGGCAAUGUUUCGGGGAAAAUUUUGAUGAACAAUGUCUCCGAAAGAGAAAAAUAUUGGUCCAGAUGGAAAGCUCAUGGAAGAGUUCCCCAGAUAAAGUAGCAAUGUUGUGGGGUCUGAAUGCAUUUAUCAUGCAUUCUAUUUCAUGUUUUAGGAUAGUUGCCAUUAUCAUUUGACUCCAUAUGACCUGUUUCAUGUCGGAUGUAUUUCUGUUCUAAUACAGGGUUGUAUGUUCUGUGGACUCGAAACGUUAAUUUUAACAUGAUUGAUUAUGCCUUUGUGCUAUCAGUGCCGACACAGCAACUCUCGGCACUGGAAAUUAUCGCCGGGUGCUGUGGUCAGCGCACAGAAGAUUGAAAUAUGUGUGUCUAUAUAGGCCUAAUAGUAAAUUAUGGUCCAGAAAAGCUCUUCGAGGCUUGGGACGGAAUGUGGGAAGCAGUGAUGCAGUGUCAGUCCAAACAGGAAGUUAAUGUGUAUUGGAAAACAGCUGCAUCAAGUGAUUGCUGGAGUUUAUUGCAGGGAACAUUGCAUGUGGAAGCCACUGGUAUACUAUCCGUCUUUCCAGAUAGACCGAAUUUUAAAGACUUGUGUAUGGUGCAAUGAAAAGAAAUGAAUGAUUGAAUUGUUGGCGCUAGUGACCUUGUAAGACUGGUUCCCAUUCCUACUGAUCAGAUGGGAACUGCAUUUCCAUUUGAGGUUGGAUUUGGGACCUGUUCGUGGUAAAGAAACAGGAUAAAUCUAUGGUUGUGCUGUAUUAAUCCAUGGUUUGACCACAUCUAAGAUUUGCAUCUUAAAUUCUGUUUUGCAGUACAAAGUAUAUAAGUUGAUGUAAAGCACACAUGAGAGAGUGUUUGAUGACAUCCAGAUAGUUUGAUUAUUUGUACCGCCAAAUCUGAUUUAUAGUGGAGCAGUGAGGGCGAGGGCAAAAGCUUCAGGAAAGAAAUAUUUGAAAUGUUGGCUUUGUUGAAAACUGAGCAAUUUUCAUAGAAUUUUUGUCCUGGUCUGCACUUCUUUAGAUAUUUAACUUGUACUGUCUUAGUUUGAGUGGAGAUAUUUUGUACAAUGCUUUUUCUGUACAUUGCUAAUCAGUUUAGUUAAAAAAUCUUCUGGUUUCUCAACGGCCAUACAUCAUCUAUAAUUGACACCUGUCAAUUGAGGCCUCCAUUUAAAGACUCCAGUGUAUGAUGACAUAAGUUCUGCUUCAUCAGAUCGGUCCUGUUGAACAAUACAGUUUAAUGUGAUUCCUGAGAGUAAAACAAUUUCCAAACCAUUGGAACAAGCUGCCAAAAUAUUGUUAUCUGUGACGUUUGAAGGUAUUAGUUUCAAAGCCUUGUUUUGUGCAUGUUUUAUGUUUUGCAGUUGCUGAAAACCUUUAGAAUUUUGUGGUUCGUCCAGCAGAUGGUUGUAAUAUAUUAUUAUGAUUCAAAUGACAGGUAUUUGGAAUUGAAGAAUUAAAAAAAAAUUACAAUAGGAGGCCUUAACAUGUCAUCAAGACAAGAGCUGCCAAUCAUUUGGGGUAACAAAGUGUGUCUGCUAGAAUUCUAAGAAGGGCAGAAUAGGUGAUAAUCUGGUUGCUAUCUUGGAAAGAUCAUGAAGAAAUUUUAGGAACAGUGAGUGUGACUUACCCAUAUUGUUCCGUUUUGGCAAUUUAGAACACUUUUCAGUGUCUUAUAAUAGGCCUUAAGCAGAUAGCGUUCAUUCACACACAUAGGGGAAACCAUGUCAGUAGUGUUACAGUUCCAAGGUUAGUUCUACGUAUAUCAUGUUCAGCUGAUCAAAGCUCGAAAUAGGAAAGAAGUUUUUCAUCAUCUUGAUCAAUCUGCGUGACAAUAAUAACGAUUGGGUAUAAAUAACCAAUUCCAUGUAACCAUGGUAACCAGAGGAAUAUAACUUCAGAUGAUUUAUCAUAACUAUUUGGAAUGAAUAAUGUAAAAUGUAUCUCAUGUUGGUUUGGAGGAGGUCACCAGGUGUGCUGAUAGGGCUGUGUGUUGUAUUGUCAGUACUGAAGAUAACCGCACUUGUCGUGCUUGAAAAAAUGCAUCUACCGUUCCACUGUUGGUGCUGCUCCUGACUGACUUUGCAGUCUGUGACCUCAAAACAGAAUAUGAGAGACUAUUGUGCCAAGCAGUAGAAUACAGCACCUGACAGAGUUUGUAGCCUUUGACCUCUUCCAAACCGAUUUGAGAGAGUAUAGUGCCCUGCAGUAUAGUAUGCAGAAUAUUUGCUAAACUCCUGUACAUUUUGUAAAGUACUCUUAAUAACAUAAGCUCUGUAAAUAUUGAGUAUACUUCAGUGUUGUUUGUAAUGGUUGCAGUUAACCCAUUGACAGCCAGUUGGAAUUGCCCUAUCUGAUCUUGCUUGAGGAGUGUCAAGGAAAAUGGAAGAAGUGUUGAAAAUAAUGGCUAGGUUGUUCGACUACCAGUUCAACCAACAUACUCGGGUGGGAGAUGUGGCAUGACUGCAGUUUUCACUGAUGGCAGUAAUCACUAGUAAUAGUAUAAAAAAUGUUCUACCUGUCAAAAUUGAAGUGGUGUGACGUUUUGACACCAUAGUCUGUCACCGCCUUUACAAAUGUUGUUCAGCGUGGAGGUAAACACUUGCAUUCAAUUUGAGAAUGGGCACUACAAAGCAGAUAAAAAAAAAACAAGACUGCAUCAACUCAAUAAUUUGGUACAAAAUUUUGUGAUCUGGAAAAUUUUUAUUGAAUGACCUUUGAUGCCUUCUCAUGGGAAAAUGAACUGUUCAUGUGAUGACAUUGUAAAAAUUACAUUAAGAUUAUAUCUAAUAUGACAUUUUUAUAUCCA